AUGUCUUUUGAGAGCACUUCAAAGCCCGAUGAGCCGCUCAUGAGCGGCGAAGAUGGGUAUCUUGAAAAUCAAACAAGCUACAAAUCCUCGAAGCCCCAGUCAAAGCGAUUUAACGUCUGGAAAGUGGCCUUCGGUGUCAUUGCAGCUGUUGCAAUUUUUGGAUUGGGUGUUGUGACGGGCAAUCAUUUACCAGCGACGCACCAGGGCUUACUAGCCCCGGAGGGCAACGUCAAGGUAUUCAUGGAAUACAACAGCACUUUCACCCUCCAUCCCUCCCCUGAGAGUGAUGCCGCUUGGGACUCGUUGUUCCCAAAAGGCAAGGGAUUCGUUCGACAUGACAAAAUUGCACCCGAAACCUCGGGAUUGGUCGUCUACCAUGGUCUUCACUGUCUGAAUGCACUCCGCGGUGUUUACUAUGCUUCCGUUGAUGGAGUGCACACACGUGAUAUGGAGGAGCACGCCCAGAUGAACCAUAUGACUGACCCGCAUCAUGUCCGUCACUGCUUUGACUACCUGCGACAAAGUCUUAUGUGUUCGGCCGAUACCAAUUUGGAGCCGAUAACGAAGGAGUUGAAGGGUGUGACUGGGUGGGGAUUUACAAGGACUUGUCGCGAUCUGGAUAGUGUUAAGGCAUGGGCGGAGGAAAAUUGGUCUAAUGAUAUAUGA
This is a messenger RNA of Penicillium longicatenatum, 666 nucleotides long. RefSeq names its product oxidase ustYa family protein. The transcript has 2 exons. Gene Ontology annotation, biological process: mycotoxin biosynthetic process. NCBI's taxonomy places the organism in Eukaryota, Fungi, Ascomycota, Eurotiomycetes, Eurotiales, Aspergillaceae. The coding region runs from base 1 to 666 and encodes 221 amino acids. The record is from RefSeq and is a predicted model, not a curated record.